GUACAUAAAGCAGGCUCCGGCGCUAAUGUGUGGAGUGUGCGCGCAGCAGUGCCCGGGAGCCAGUCAGGCGGAGAGGGGCACCGCGCCGCUAGAGCGCGCAUUACGGUAAAGCGAAGGACCAGAUCCUGGAGCCGCAUCGGGAGAGCAGCCGGAGCAUCUCAUUCAGCAGCACCGGGAGCCAUGGCCAAGGAGCGGCCGGAGAAAGCCGAGGAGACCGAGCAGAUGAUCGAGAAGGAGGGAGCCAAGGAAGUGGCCGAGGUGCCAGGAGGGGCGGCGGAUGGCAGGGACAUGAGAGCCGUGCUUCUCUCCGCCUUUGGAGGGCUCAACAAGCUGCGCGUGGCCCGGAAAGUGAUGCCCGAGCCCCAGGACGGAGAAGUGAAGAUCCGGGUGAAAGCCUGUGGGCUGAACUUUAUUGAUUUGAUGGUUCGACAAGGAAACAUAGACAAUCCUCCAAAAACCCCAUUGGUUCCUGGGUUUGAACUGUCUGGAAUAGUUGAGGCACUCGGAGCAAACGUUACUGGAUUUGAGAUAGGUGACAGAGUAAUGGCCUUUGUCAAUUACAAUGCUUGGGCAGAGGUGGUCUGCACUCCGGCAGAAUUUGUCUACAAGAUCCCAGAUGAUAUGAGUUUCUCAGAAGCAGCUGCUUUCCCAAUGAACUUUGUCACAGCCUACAUGAUGCUAUUUGAAGUGGCCAACCUCAGAGAAGGCAUGUCAGUGCUGGUCCAUUCUGCAGGUGGAGGAGUGGGACAAGCAGUGGCUCAACUCUGCUCAACUGUUCCAAAUGUCACGGUUUUCGGAACUGCUUCUGCCUUCAAACACGAGGCUAUUAAAAACUCUCUUAAUCACCUCUUCGACAGGAAUGCAGAUUACGUACAAGAAGUAAAAAAAAUUUCACCAGAAGGAGUAGACAUUGUCCUGGAUUGCUUAUGUGGGGAAAACACCGGAAAAGGAAUUGGCCUCCUGAAACCACUGGGGACAUAUAUUUUAUAUGGUUCAUCCAAUAUGGUCACCGGGGAAACAAAAAGCUUCUUCAGUUUUGCCAAAUCAUGGUGGCAAGUGGAAAAGGUCAAUCCCAUCAAAUUAUAUGAAGAGAACAAAGUAAUGUCUGGGUUCUCACUGCUAAACCUGCUGUUCAAACAAGGACGCGCUGGUGUCAUAAGAGGGGUCAUAGACAAGCUUCUUGACUUGUACAAUCAGAAGAAGAUCAAACCAUUGGUGGAUUCAUUGUGGGCAUUAGAGGAGGUGAAAGAAGCAAUGCAAAGGAUCCAUGACAGAGGUAACAUCGGAAAGCUGAUUUUAGAUGUGGAAAAGGCUCCAACCCCGUUGAUGGCCAAUGACAGCACAGAAACCAGUGAAGCUGGAGAGGAAGAAGAAGACCACGAGGGUGACACUGAAAAUAAGGAAAGGAUGCCCUUUAUCCAGUGAUAGAGGCUGUGACUGCUGAAAGAUUGGAAGAAUGAAAUAUCUCUCUUCUGUGCAUCAGUGAACAAACCUGCUGUAGUACACUG
Hyla sarda is the source of this 1508-nucleotide messenger RNA. RefSeq names its product vesicle amine transport 1 like (gene VAT1L). Bases 181 to 1425 code for a protein of 414 amino acids. Gene Ontology annotation, molecular function: oxidoreductase activity; zinc ion binding. The record is from RefSeq and is a predicted model, not a curated record. The transcript is spliced from 9 exons. Lineage: Eukaryota; Metazoa; Chordata; Amphibia; Anura; Hylidae.